This is a messenger RNA of Dissoconium aciculare CBS 342.82, 1692 nucleotides long. Its product is annotated as putative Cut9 interacting protein Scn1. The record is from RefSeq and is a predicted model, not a curated record. Bases 214 to 1401 code for a protein of 395 amino acids. NCBI's taxonomy places the organism in Eukaryota, Fungi, Ascomycota, Dothideomycetes, Mycosphaerellales, Dissoconiaceae. Gene Ontology annotation, molecular function: hydrolase activity, acting on ester bonds. The transcript is spliced from 3 exons.
AGGUAACAGUAGGAUACUGCAACCAAACACCAAGUCAUCGGAAACGUCCGUAUUAGUGGAUGCGGUUCGAUGAACUGGACUUACCAAGAAGAUAUCGUGAUAGUCAUUAACGGACAAACAUUGCCGGCCCAUUGAUCCCAUCAACUGGAAGCGAAAAACUUCACUAGCAGCCCGUCGAGGUCCAACGCGAAAUCUCGUCAGACAAUACUCGCCAUGGCUGCUUCUGGGGACAAUGACGCCUUUCCGUGGCAUUUGGGGAUAUUCGAUGCGCAUUGCCAUCCCACCGACAACCUGAACAGUCUGCGAAAGAUCCCGGGCAUGCGCGCCAAAGUCUUGACGGUGAUGGCGACGCGCUCACAGGAUCAAUCGCUCGUCGCAGAAGCCGCAGACGAAUUCGGUGUGGUACAAACGGAUGCGAUACAUGCAGAUACCGAUUGGAGCCAAGAGCAAAAGAUUGUGCCGGCUUUCGGCUGGCAUCCGUGGUUUUCCCAUCAAUUAUAUGACGAAUCACAAUACGAAGGACGACUCUCGCUCAGCCAAAGUGAAAAGGCUCAUCACUAUCGCCGGAUAUUGGCUCCUGCGCCGAAAGAUGAGACUUGGCUUCAGACCCUACCUGAUCCUUCUCCACUCGGUCGCUUUCUCCAGGAGACGGAAACAUUCCUGGAGAAGUAUCCGGUCGCACUGAUCGGUGAAGUCGGAUUGGACCGCUCCUUUCGCAUUCCUGAACCAUGGGGACCAGCAGAGGCCGAGAAGCGAGAUGCCAGCGUCACGGCAGGUGGGCGUGAAUCGCGAAAGCUAAGUCCAUUUCGAGUGAGCAUCGAUCACCAGAAAGAGAUCCUACUCGCACAACUCCGACUGGCCGGGAGAUUGCAGCGGGCAGCUUCAGUCCACGGAGUGCAAGCUCACGGUCACGUAUAUGAUACUCUCGCGGAGUCGUGGAAGGGCCACGAGAAUCAGGUGACCUCGCAACGAGAGCGAAAAAGGACAGCUUCCGCCAUCAGUCGCAAUGCGCAACCGGUAGAAGAGGAAUCGCAGAGUGACAAGGAAUCAAACGUGGAACGGCCAUUCCCACCGAGGCUGUGUUUACAUUCAUACUCCGGCUCUGCCGAUGCAGUCAGCCGAUAUCUUGCUCCUGCUGUCCCCUGUGAUGUCUUCUUCAGUUUCAGCUCAGCGGUCAAUUCAUGGGCGGAUGACGGAUCAGGCAAAGUCGAAGCUUCUGUCAAGGCUGUGCCGGAUGGCAACAUCUUAGUCGAGAGCGAUCUUGAUACUGCCGGGGAGAACAUGGACGCCGCGCUCGAGGAAGUCGUUCGGAAGAUCUGUAAAUUAAAAGGUUGGUCGCUCGACGACGGCGUUAGUCAACUAGGACAUAAUUGGCGCAGGUUCGUCUUUGGCCAUUCCUGAGAAUUGUUUGCAUGAAACAUCUUUCGCGAAUAUCUACAUCACGCCAGGAGUGACCUAUCCGUGUUGGAUGUCGGCUAGCUCAGGGCACGGCAUUCGAUCCCUCGAUGUGCUGGAGAACAUCAUUCACCAUCGAGGAGUUUUCGACAUUCUGUAGGGUCAUCUUUCCUAUGAAGGGCUGAACCAGCUUUGAGGCUCAUGGGCCGUAAUCUGCUGCACAUAUGUGUCGGCGUAGUGAUCGUCUCGUUCAGGUUGUCAAAGACACACUAGCAAGAUAGUUGGCUAGCUUCAGGU